Wyeomyia smithii (pitcher-plant mosquito) is the source of this 10825-nucleotide messenger RNA. RefSeq names its product voltage-dependent calcium channel type A subunit alpha-1-like. The coding region runs from base 1355 to 6901 and encodes 1848 amino acids. Lineage: Eukaryota; Metazoa; Arthropoda; Insecta; Diptera; Culicidae. Gene Ontology annotation, cellular component: voltage-gated calcium channel complex; membrane. Gene Ontology annotation, biological process: chemical synaptic transmission; calcium ion import across plasma membrane. The record is from RefSeq and is a predicted model, not a curated record. Gene Ontology annotation, molecular function: high voltage-gated calcium channel activity; calcium ion binding. The transcript has 26 exons.
CUAGCGCCGAACUCGGUUCGGUUCCGACAACCGUGUACGUGUUGGGAGAGCACGAGUGAAGCCCAGAACCCACAGCCGAGCAACGGCAGCCAGCAGAGCAGCACACACAUCCGAGAAAAUGCAGAAUUGAUUUUGUUCCGGAACGGUCGGUCGAUCCUGCAGCAGAACGUCUAGCUAGUGGAAGGAAAAAUUUUUCAACCCCCGACUGGACCGGAAUUUCGCGCAAAACUCGCUGAAAAUUGUGAUCCCGACGAAGAUAGUGCUGAUCGCAGUCGCUUGGCGUGGAUUCCGCAGUGAAAGAUGCAUUUUAUUGUGCUGAAAAGAUGGAAAACUAGCCAGGUUCAGCAGGACAGAACUGUUGCAAAGUGAUACACGGGAACAAAAAGUACUGCAGAGGAUCUUCGCUUCUGUGAAAGCAAUUUGGAAUAACGUUCUCGGGAUUACGGAUGGAAUAGAAAAUCGAAUGCUUUUGCUCGGCAAAUAUGUUUAGAAAAUGUGAAAAAUUACUUACUGUGAUCAGUUAAAUGCUCUGUCGAGUUUGGAAAAGGUUGGUGGCUGAUUUGCAGGAAACUUCGAAUGUAAAGAUCCAGGGAAAAUUAUCCAAUUUUGCAGAAUAUCGUGUAGUAGUGUGAGUUAUGUGGGCUUCGGUAUGAGUGAGUGAGCUGUGUGUUCUAUACGGCAAAAGUUUGCGCCAAGCAGAGCCAAGGCGAGAAGGCAUCGUCAAGCAGUGAAGAAGUAGGAAAGGUUAUGUGCUUAUAAAAUAGAGCAUUUGUGUGCCCCUAAGCAAAAGUCAAGCAGUUAAGGAAAGCUGAAGAAUAAAAACUUUGCGAAAAAAAAAAUAACGUGGAUCCCGAAUAGUGGAAGCAAACGCCAGCACCUCGGUAGGAGAAAAAAGGAUUAAAAAUUAAUUUCCGUUGGCCGCUUGCCAGCGAACGGAUAUUUCUGCUGGCCACAACCAGGAUAAACGAAGUUGCCGAGAGGAAGCUAUCGACGAAUUCAACCCGCGCGUGUAUGUGUUCGUGUGCGUGUGAGGGUGGGAGUUUUCGGUGGAUUAUCGCUCUGGUGACAAGAAUACAGCGGCAGCAGCAGCAACGGUAGGCGACUGUUCUUCGCUGUCCAUGUUGCACAUCUGAGCCUGGUGCAGAGUAUGGGCAAAAUUAGUUUAGUGGGACGACAACGGAUCGUUUGCUAUAUUAGGCUGCUCCUGGAACGAGGUCGGGAAAACGGAUUCACAGAACAUCUGCGGCGACGACAGCGGCUUUUAUCUUCUGAAUCAUACCUGGAUGUAUGAAUUUCUGAUUUAAGGUUAGCGGCGUCGCAAGAGGCGGGGCUUGCUGAUAAGGACCGGAAGCAAAUGGGUCCGAAGAAGGGAAAGAAGGGCAGUCCGAGGCAUCGAACCGGCCCACCACCGCCCGGGCCGUCUUCACUGUUCAUUUUCGCCGAGGAUAAUUUCAUUAGGAGAGCAACCAAGUUUAUCAUCGAAUGGCCGCCCUUCGAGUACGCCGUACUGUUGACAAUCAUCGCGAACUGUGUCGUGCUGGCACUGGAGGAGCAUCUGCCCCAAGGCGACAAGACGGUGCUAGCUCAGAAGCUGGAACUAACCGAGAGUUACUUUCUGUGCAUCUUCACGAUAGAGGCCGCCCUCAAGAUUGUUGCACUGGGGCUGGUGCUGCAUGCGGACUCCUACCUGCGCAACAUCUGGAACAUGAUGGAUUUUUUCGUUGUGUUCACGGGGCUCGUCACGUUGCUCCCUCUUCCGCUCGAUGUAGAUCUCAGAACGUUAAGGUCGAUUCGUGUGUUGCGACCGUUGAAAUUAGUUUCUGGAGUUCCUAGUCUACAAGUUGUGUUGAAGUCCAUCAUCAAAGCUAUGGCGCCGUUGCUACAGAUUGGACUUUUAGUCUUGUUUGCAAUCGUUAUAUUUGCAAUUAUAGGGUUAGAAUUUUACUCGGGUGCUCUGCACAAAAGUUGUUAUAGCUUAGAAAAUGCCUUGGAAAUUGUUGAAGAAGGUGAUAUGGCGACGCCUUGUUACGACGACGACGAUACGAUGAACGUCGAACUGCCAGCCGGUGUGCACCUAUGCAAUCAUAACGAGAGUGCGUGUAUCGAGCAAUGGGAUGGACCCAACUAUGGCAUUACGAACUUCGACAACAUCGGCUUCGCCAUGUUGACGGUGUUCCAGUGCAUCACGAUGGAGGGUUGGACUUCAACCAUGUAUUGGACCAACGAUGCUUUAGGCUCAACUUUUAAUUGGGUGUAUUUCGUGCCUUUGAUUAUAAUCGGUUCGUUUUUCAUGCUCAACUUGGUUCUCGGUGUCCUCAGUGGUGAGUUUGCACGUGAAAGAGAAAAAGUCGAGAAUCGGCAGGAGUUUCUGAAGCUCCGCCGGCAGCAACAGCUAGAAAAAGAGUUGAACGGUUUUGUCGAGUGGAUCUGCAAGGCAGAAGAAAUCAUCCUAGCCGAGGAUCGUACGACUGACGAAGAACGAAUGUACAUAAUGGAAGCCCGCAAGAAAGCCGCCGCGAAACGAAAAAAGCUGAAAGCCCUCGGUAAAUCCAAAUCUUCCGAAACUGACGACGAAGAAGCCACAACCGAAUCCGGAGACGAAGGUAUCCUCAAGAAGGAGAAAAAACCAGCCAAGUCUGGUUUCUGGCGGGCGGAAAAGCGCUUCCGGUACUGCAUAAGGCACACGGUGAAAACCCAAUGGUUCUACUGGUUCGUGAUAGUGCUGGUGUUUUUGAACACCAUUUGCGUGGCUGUUGAACACUACGGGCAACCGCCCUGGUUAUCGGACUUUUUAUACUACGCCGAAUUUGUGUUCCUAGGCUUAUUUAUGUGCGAGAUGUUGAUCAAGAUCUACGCGCUCGGACCACGCAUCUACUUCGAGUCGGCCUUCAACCGGUUCGAUUGCAUCGUUAUCGCUGGUUCAAUCUUCGAGGUGGUUUGGUCCGCCUACAAAGAGGGUUCCUUCGGUAUUUCCGUACUGCGAGCCCUCCGGUUGCUGCGUAUCUUCAAGGUCACCAAGUACUGGUCCUCGCUACGUAACUUGGUUAUCUCUUUGCUCAGUUCUAUGCGUUCGAUUAUCUCGUUGCUGUUUUUGCUCUUUCUGUUCAUACUGAUAUUCGCGCUGCUCGGAAUGCAGCUGUUCGGAGGGCAGUUCAUCCUGCCAGAAGGCACACCACCGACUAACUUUAACACGUUCACCAUCGCACUACUCACUGUGUUCCAGAUCCUCACCGGUGAGGAUUGGAACGAGGUCAUGUAUCUCGGCAUUAACUCACAGGGCGGACACAAAAGUGGGAUGAUGUACUCCCUAUACUUUAUCAUCUUGACACUGUUCGGUAACUACACCCUGCUAAACGUAUUCUUGGCUAUCGCUGUCGACAAUUUGGCGAAUGCACAAGAGCUAACCGCAGCAGAAGAGCAGCAGCAGGAACGAGACAAGGAGAAACAGCAAAUGGAACUGGAGAAGGAGAUGGAAGCACUGCAAAAAGCUAAAGACGGUACACCUACUACGGAAGAGUUGGAAGCGGAAAAAGAAAAAGAAGCUAAAAAGGAAGAAAAGAAAGAGGAAGACGAAGAAGAGCAGGCGGAAGGUCCAAAGCCUAUGCUACCGUACUCUUGUAUGUUUAUUUUUUCGUCGACCAAUCCAAUGCGUCGCGCGGCUCAUUGGGUGGUCAAUCUGCGGUAUUUCGACUUCUUCAUCAUGAUAGUCAUCUCGCUAUCUUCGAUAGCACUAGCAGCUGAGGAUCCAGUGCAGGAGGAUGCCCCUCGGAAUCUGGUGCUUAACAAUGUGGAUUACGCGUUCACCUGUGUGUUUGCGAUCGAGUUACUGCUGAAAGUCAUCGAUUUGGGCGUGAUUCUACAUCCGGGAAGCUACUUGCGUGAAAUAUGGAACAUUAUGGAUGCCGUGGUCGUCGGUUGUGCGGUUGUUAGUAUUGGAUUCGACAUCAGCGGUAGUGAUGCCGGUGCGGAUCUGUCUACCAUUAAGUCACUACGCGUACUGCGAGUGCUGCGUCCACUGAAAACCAUCAAACGUGUACCGAAGCUGAAAGCGGUGUUCGAUUGCGUCGUCGGUUCGCUCAAGAACGUCAUCAACAUCCUGAUCGUGUACAUAUUGUUUCAGUUUAUUUUCGCCGUCAUCGCAGUGCAACUGUUCAACGGAAAGUUUUUCUACUGUACGGAUGACAGUAAACACAAUAGCGAUGAAUGCCAAGGUUCAUACUUCGUGUUCGACGAAGUGGACGGACUGCCACGUGCUGCCAAACGUGAGUGGAGAACUCAGUACUUUAACUACGAUAAUGUAGCAACAGCCAUGCUGACGUUGUUUGCUGUGCAGACCGGUGAAGGAUGGCCACAAGUACUUCAAAAUUCGAUGGCAGCUACCUACGAGGAUCAGGGACCGAUUCAAAACUUUCGCAUCGAAAUGUCCAUAUUCUACAUCGUUUACUUCGUAGUGUUUCCAUUCUUCUUCGUGAACAUUUUCGUUGCCUUGAUUAUCAUCACUUUCCAAGAGCAGGGAGAAGCAGAGCUGCAGGAUGGUGAGAUCGAUAAGAACCAGAAAUCCUGCAUCGACUUCACAAUCGGAGCGAGACCACUGGAGCGCUAUAUUCCGACCAAACAUUCCGGGUUCAAGUACACCGUCUGGCGGAUUGUCGUUUCUGCGCCAUUUGAAUACUUCAUUAUGACGUUGAUUGUGUUUAACACGUUACUGCUUAUGAUGAAGUGCCAUGACCAAAACAAAAAACUAGAAAAUUUCAUGAAGUACCUCAACAUGAUAUUCACUGGAAUGUUUAGUGUAGAAACAGUACUGAAAAUAAUUGGCUUCGGAGCUAGGAACUUUUUCAAAGAUGCAUGGAAUGUGUUCGACUUGAUCACCGUUAUCGGUAGUAUAGUGGACGCUCUGAUCUUGCUUCUUUGGGAAAACUCCUUCAAUGUUGGCUUCCUGCGGCUCUUUCGAGCUGCCCGUUUAAUCAAGCUACUGCGCCAGGGUGAUACCAUUCGCAUCUUGUUGUGGACUUUUGUUCAAUCCUUCAAAGCACUGCCGUACGUCUGCUUGCUGAUUGCAAUGCUUUUCUUCAUCUACGCAAUCAUUGGAAUGCAGGUUUUCGGAAAUAUAGAAUUAGAUCCGGACACUGCCAUCAGUCGUCAUAACAAUUUCAGAUCGUUCUUGGACGGUCUGAUGUUGUUGUUUAGAUGUGCAACGGGAGAAUCAUGGCCGAACAUUAUGUUAGCAUGCAUGAAAGGACGACGCUGCGAUCCCCGCGCAAACAAGCCAAAUGAAACCUGCGGAUCGACGCUAGCCUAUGGAUACUUUGUAUCCUUCAUUUUCUUUUGUUCAUUUUUGAUGUUGAAUCUGUUCGUUGCUGUCAUCAUGGACAACUUUGACUAUCUGACAAGGGACUCCAGUAUACUGGGUGCCCAUCAUCUGGAUGAGUUUGUUAGAAUAUGGGCCGAGUACGAUCCGUCUGCUUCGGGGAAACUCCAUUUCACCGAGAUGUUCGACAUGUUGAAAAACAUGGCCCCACCGUUAGGUUUCGGGAACAAAUGUCCAAAUCGGUUGGCGUACAAGAAACUGAUACGAAUGAACAUGCCCGUGGACGAGGAAGGAAGGGUAAGCUUCACGACGACGCUUUUUGCGUUGAUUCGGGAAAACCUCAGUAUUAAGAUGAGACCUGCCGAAGAAAUGGAUCAGGCUGAUAGCGAACUGCGGCAAACUAUCAAACAAAUUUGGCCGAUACAGGCGAAAAAAAUGAUCGACCUUUUGGUGCCACCGAGGGACAUGCUGAACACAGGAAAAAUGACCGUUGGGAAGCUGUACGCUGGAAUCUUGCUGCUGGAAACGUGGCGUAACAACAAAUGCAUACAGCUGGAAUGUGACGCACCAGACUUGCAGGACCGAAAAAGUCACGAAAUCCAGGAAGCCUUCACCGACGAUGGUCUUUUGCAUCCGCCGCACGACCAACGCAAUGGCCAUCGCCGUUCUCCGAGUAUACAGCGAGGCUCAGGGCUGGAACGAUCGCCUAGCCCGCGACAUCUACAUCACGAUAUUGGAUUUUCGGAGACAGUGUCCAACGUGGUGGAGAUUGCACGUAGGGAUCACCUUAUUGGUAGGCACCACUAUGGGCGCUAUAGAUUCGAUAGAGGUUCCUGGUCCGUAGCCACGAGUCCAGCACGGUCCCCAUCGCCGACACGGUUGGACACACAGAUCAGCGCACAUCAUCGGUACAACCGUAGGAUACAUCCUUACGGGACAACCAGUUUAUGCCAGCGAUCUCGAUCACCCAGUCCAGCCCGACUGCAAGAGCUGCGAGAACGAGAGCGUGAGAGGUUCCGAGAAGAAGUUUUGACCCGCCCGUACAUCCAGCACACGUAUCCAGUAUUACAAUCACAUAGAGAUUUCGGAAGAAGACUGCCACCAAGACCAAUUAAACCAACAACACUACAGUUAAAGUCAACUAAUAUUAACUUCCCGCGGUUAAACACUAGUCCUACGCAUCAGAGUCUCCACCUAUCGCUAAAUACACACUCGCUGCCAUACGGUGUUCAUUCGCUGCCCAAUUCACGGGGCGAAAUAUCGCGCGAUCCUCGUAUCUACCAUCACACGGAGAGCGAACGGGAUCGGGAGCGCGAGCGCCUGCGGGAACGGGAACGGGACUACGGUUCGCGGUACGUGUUUCGGGACACGGAACGGGAACUGUUCGAAAUCGAGCGCGAGCUGGAGCGAGCGCGGGAUUCCGCUCGAGACACGGAAUAUGAAAGGGUUGAACCGCUCUCGUACGAGCACCUGUACAAUCUGGGGCGUACCGGUGGUAGCACCUUCGGUUCGUCGACGCUGAAUGGCUAUAAACCCAAAGUUGGCAUGCAUUCGAUUUACUCAGAAUCGGAUGAAGGCGAUUGGUGCUAGCAGCGGUUGGAGUAUAAUCAAAUUCCAAGGGCCAAUAAUAUCGACAAGAACGCUACCGACGCAGAACAUACGGACAGUCCGACCGUCACGGACCCUGACCAUACAACAAUGCACACUCAAUCAGCUGGCAAAAGCAUUAACAUGAACUACUACAAUCACUUCGAUGACGUGAAGACUACAGUGAGAGCAGUGAGGGCAUCCCUCGGACGACUGCGCAACCUAGUGAUAGCGGUAACGGUGUACCAGUGUAACAAAUACGCGAGGAUCAUUGUCAUUAUCCUUGGCAUAAUCGAAAAUAAAAUGGAUCGUCGAGCUGAGAACAAAUUCACUAGCGAGCAGCGGAACACCAUUCAUCAAAAACACCAAGUAAACCUAACGCCAUCUUCACCCAAUCCCCAUGGAGCAUCCCAUGUGGGGUGUAGCAUUGCAUAUUUCCAGUUUUUUUCUUGCAACAACAUAGGAUUACAUCCACUCGGCAAAUAGAAACCGUAUGUAGACGAAAAGGUAAAACGAUCCAUCCAAAAAAAUCGAAAACUAUAAAAGAAACUAAAAAUUGUAUAGCAACAAAUUUGAAUCCUAACUUUCAUCAUAUAGCAAACAAAUUUUCCUUACACAAGCCAACUGGUUGGAAUGCAUACCCUUUCAUUCGUUCAGUGCGAGAACAAACUUUUCAAUCUCUCGUAUCUUAAGAAAGAUAAAAAACAAACAAAAUAAUCAAUUUAAAUAAUUAUCUCAAGUAAACCAGAACUAGUCUAGUUUAACGGAAUUGUUGCCGCUUAUUCUUAUCUCAAAAAAAAAAUAAUACAGAAUAAAAAUGAAUAAUGAAUAAUAAUGAAGGUGCACUUUCUAGCACAACUGCUGACGCGUGAAUCUACCGAAAUACGGUCCACGAAUCAGCGGUUGCGGAAGUUACGAGUACUAGAGUACUAUUCGAUAAAAGCAUGGUGGUACGAACCGGAACGGCACCAUCCUUCAACGGCACAUUCGAACGGAUUACGUUACUUGCACUCUCACAAAAUAUCGAUUGAUAAAACUCGUCCACAGUAGAUUGCAUUGAUUUUGACUCAUUAUUAUUAUUAGUACUGUUUUUAUUGGAACCAGCUAUGAUAGAGUAGGCUCGCUUUAGGCUGUAAGGUUAGGAACAGGAGCACGCAUCACGAGCAAGAGAUGUUUAGAAUUGUUGAAAGCCAACAAUAUUAAUUACGCAGGUUGUUACACACACACUAGUAGGAAUUGACAAGCUACCGAAUAAGCAGUGUUUCUCCCGUUGAUAGAGAAGAGGUAUAUUUUUACAUUCCGAUAUAGAUUUCAAUUUAUCGUAGGAGAAGACAUAUCGGCCGUUAUGUUAUAUCAUCGUGUAACGUUAGGCACUUUUCUCGUACGAGAAUGAUGCUAAUGAUGAUGUUUUCUCUUACUAUAUAGUAGCAACUUUUUAUCCAUCGUUAAUUACAUCUUAUAAGAGACAGAGUUAUCGCCUAUUGCUUUUUAAUGGUUUAGAUGUUGAUGUGAAUUUUUGUUCACCUUGAAAGUUUGAACAAUUUUGGUUACCACUUCAAUGUAUAUUUCCAUUUGUUCCAGUGUAUUGAUGGAUGAUAAAACUCCUGUGUCACGAAAGAGUUUCGGUUGGAUGGUUUGAAAAAAGUUUUUAGAGGUUCAAAUAGCGAGUUCAAACCAAAUUUAAUUUUUUUUUUUUCGAUAUGAACGAAAUUUUAAACAUGUUUUUAGUAUAAGAGAUCAUAAUUUUUCUGAUGGCUGGUCGUGCGCCAUUAUUAACCAUUUUUAUCAAAACCGUUUUCGCUCGUAUUUACGACAUGUUAAAAGAUAUUCAAGUUCUAUUUACAUCACUCUGUUUCAAUAAACUUUUCCAAAUUAUUAGAAUCUUAAAGAUUACCCUUUUUCUAGAAGAAAAAAACUGUCAAUCUAAAUUAAAUUAGAAACGAAUAUUCAUAAAACCGAAACUUUUUCGUGUUUAUAAUAUAGUUUUCCUUUCUAAACUACAGUUUCUUAUCAACAAAUGUAUUACUGGAUGAAAAUUUCGUUUUUUUUUUGUUUGGACUAGGAUGCACAAAAGUUAGUUACCACAAGUUAGCUCAAAGUAUGCAAUUACGAACGACUUUCUGUAAACUCACAAUAAAAUUUAUUCCAAGAAUGCAACAUCAGACGGAACUAAGCUUUAAUUCAGCAUUCUAAAUGAUGAAAGCAAAUAUUUUAUCGUUUAAGACAAACAAACGCAGAUACUGCAACUUCAGUGUAACAUUUCACGCAAAACAGCGCACUACUACUACUAUUACUACACUACUACUACUGUUGCUAUCACUACGACUACUACAAUAAUUCGUCCAUUACAAUCAAGGCAAAUGUGACUCAAAGCGAAACGGGAGAGUUUGGAUGUGAUAUAAGUUGAACAUUACAAGCAAACUUAUUAGUUUUCUCUCCGAGUUCAAAAGACAGCCGGACUUUACUUGUAUCCUAAGUGAGUCGUAAAUUUGCUUUACUAUUCAAUCACUCAAGAUUACCAAGUCGUUAAAAAAACUACAAAUCGGAGAGAUAAAAAAUCAUUUUUACUCAUCGUUUCUGUAACAAACAUAUGAUAACGGAUACAAAACAAAGAUUACAGUUGAGAUAGUGAUACAUUAACAGUUCAACAGAUCGUUAAGCGCGCAUAGAUAAAUCAUUCGUCGAGUUAUUACCAAUUAAAAAUUGCAUAUUUCAUUCCAUAGUAGUUAUUAGGAAUUUGAAAUCCAAGCAACUUAAGCUAGUGAAAUAUUUGAUACGAAAUAACAAGCAGUCGGCUGUACAUAACAGAGGAGUAAGCAACCUAAGUUAAUAGGAGUUUUUACUAAGCGAUACAAACUUUUAGAUAUUCGAUAAAAAAAAAACAUAGCUUCAUCUUUGAGAGGUAUUUUGAUCGAUAGAUGCGCAAUCAUGCUUAAGUAUCAGAGUAGUGCUUCUUGGCUAUGCAUUUCAACGAUGUAGUUUUAAUUUAAACACAGUAGAAAGCUGCCAUCUAUUUUCGAAAUUUACACCUACAGAGAGAAAUGCGCAAUUAGUACAACGUUUCCUAACACUAUCAACUUAACACAGUGAAAGUUAAAUUUUCGUCACACUGAAACUACUGGAACUUUGGCAUUACUCGCACAGCCACAUUUCAUCACUAGCUGAAACAGACAAGCCGCAAAUAGCCUCCCUUAUCCACUAUUAGGUAAAGUAUUUCGACGCUUCAACGAGUACGUAAGCACACUAAACCAACCGUAUGACGAGAGGAAGAAACGAAAAAUACCAAACUGCCACUAAUCUUACUUUUACAUGAUACUAUACUUACGAAACGCCCGGGCGAUCAUCUGCGAACAGAAAAAUGAUAUGAAAUUACCGCGAUUCCAAGCAAACGCCAUUCAAGCAAAACAAAAAAAAAGAGAGAAACUCGAACACAAAGUAAUAAAGCAUUCCAGUCAUAUAGAGCAAUUCAUUAUUUAUAUAAAAUAAAUACAAUUGAAAGUAAAAAAAAGGACCGGCACAUUUUCUUUUUGAGCCUGACAUCCGAAGAGUGAAAUUCAUAACGAUAAAUCUACGCAUAUAUAUACUCGAAAUUGAACGCUAUAGAAAGUUACACAUCGAUUCGCCUAGAAUAUAUACCUACACGAAAUGCAAAUAAAAGUGAGGAUUAUUAUAAAAGAAAAUUUUUACUCAAACAAAUUGACUCAACCAAUCGGCCACUUCCGGACCGUGCAGGCCUGCGACACAAGUUGCCGAUUGAUCUGUAGCGUAGCAAACAAAGUUAAAAUAAAACAGGAAAUCGAGAGCAAACAUUAUUCGCACAUUUGUAAAUUUUUCACUAUUUUAUAUUUCGCAAUGUAUAUUUCAGAAGAAGAAAAAAAACGCAUUGAAGUCAAGUUGCAAAAUAAAGAAAAAUAGAGAGAAAAUAAA